Amaranthus tricolor (Joseph's coat) is the source of this 597-nucleotide messenger RNA. RefSeq lists its product as uncharacterized. Lineage: Eukaryota; Viridiplantae; Streptophyta; Magnoliopsida; Caryophyllales; Amaranthaceae. The record is from RefSeq and is a predicted model, not a curated record. The transcript has 2 exons. The coding region runs from base 1 to 597 and encodes 198 amino acids. Gene Ontology annotation, molecular function: zinc ion binding; nucleic acid binding.
AUGGAGAAACUAUUGGAGGCCAUAAACUGCCAGUCAAGGUUGAAAGUGAAAUUAGCCGCAUCCUACUUAACAGGCACUGCUGAACUAUGGUGGAGGACUGUAAAACAAACUGCCAUAGAUUCUACUUGGGAACAAUUUAUGAAGAAGCUUGGUGAUCAAUUUUACCCACCCUCGCUUCAACGAAAGAAAGAGAAUGAAAUCUUGUUUCUGAGGCAGGGAACUAUGUCAGUGAUCGAAUACGCAAGUAAGUUCAGAGAGCUGUCUAUAUUCGCUACCGAAAUAGUGAUCUCUGAUCGGGGCAAGGCGAUUAGAUUUUUUGAAGGUCUGAGCCUCAGGAUCCAAAAAGGCACUCUUAGAUACCAAGAUUUUGAUGAUUUGUACAAUCAAGCCUUGGAGUACGAGCGUAUUUUGGAAAAAGAAGACGGGUUAUGUGGAAAAGAUCAUCGAGGCCGAAACUAUAAUGGGAAGAUUGUAUGUCAUAAGUGUCACAAGGAGGAACAUCUGGCUAAUAACUGUAGGGAAACGUUCAAUCAGAGCAAAACAAUAUCGGAUGCUACAGGUAAUAGAGCAUUUGACAAUCAGAGGGAUGAGACUUGA